AUGUCGGGUAACACAGUUAUUACAGUUACUAAUAUUUCAGAGGUUCUCAUAUCGGAUUAUGACUUGAGAGCUCUUGCAUUCGCCGAUUGUGGAAGAUUUAAACCAGAAAUAUAUGAAAUCCGGGAAAGCGCAAAAGAUGGCCGACUAUAUGUCAUUGUCAAAAAUACAAAUGAUAGAACAGAUUCACCCCUACUUAAAUUGAUAAGGAAUACUCAAGACAAGCGUGACCCAGACCAGGCAGAAGAUCUAGAAUGGCGUACAAAACCACCAAUAGAAUCACUUGUGAAUAAAUUAGUUGAAAAACUGAAAUUGAUUCAGAAUCAAAAUAGAGAAUCGUUAAUUGAUAAUAACGAUAAACUUGUGGUUGAAGUUCAAGAUGACGACGAUGAUAGAGAUAGGAAUGAAAAUCAAUUGAAAAAAGAGAGGAACAAGGCGUCGGAAUACCACCCGCCGAUCCUGAGAUCUUUUGGAAAAGAUGAAGAUAUGCCAGAUAUAACAGAUAAUGUUGUUACAAAUGAUAACUCAAUAUUUUUUCAUGAGACCUCGUUAAAAGGACGACUGACUAUUCGACAAGCAUGUUGCGUAGAAUCGUGUGCUAGAAUGAAUUUAAAAUCUGAUAUUAAUGUUAUAUUUUCAUCUGCGAUUAAUAAAUCUCAUUUAGAAAUGGUCAAGCUGUUAUGUAAAUUUGAUAAUAUAAAAUUUUAUGAAGUGAAUAUUGAAAGAUACGUUAAAGGAACUCCCAUGGAGGAUUUUGAUGUUAGUACUCUUUUGAGAUCACCCUGGCCAAUGCAGGUGACUUCAGAUGCUUUGAGAUAUUUAACUUUGUACAAAUGGAGUGGGAUUUAUGUAGAUCUGGACAUAAUGGUUGUAAGACCUUUAAGAUUUUUGGGAAACAACUGGGCAGCAUUGGAAAAUAAAAGGGAAAUCGGUUCGGCAGCGCUUUCCUUUGGAAGAGAUGAUUUGGGAAGAUAUGUGGCUGAAAGAGUUAUCAUGUAUGUAAAUAAUGAUGAUUAUUAUGAUUUCCUCUUACAUGGUUUGGAAGUAAAAGCGUUUGUUCGACUUGUUGUCUGUUUCAAAAUAUACAGCAACCUUACAUUUUCUCCAAUUUCGUACGUGGAAGCGAGCCUAUACUUCCAAGCGAAUGCACUAACGAGAUUCAAUUCAAACGAAAUAUACGGCUAUCACAUGUAUAAUUUUGUGACGAAGAAUCUCAAAAUUGAAAAGAACUCUUUCUAUGCUAAUUUGGCUAAGGAAUUCUGCCCGAAGAUUUAUAAAGAAUAUAUUCAUGAGUUCUCUUAUUAA
Amyelois transitella is the source of this 1302-nucleotide messenger RNA. RefSeq names its product alpha-1,4-N-acetylglucosaminyltransferase-like. The transcript has 5 exons. Gene Ontology annotation, molecular function: hexosyltransferase activity. The record is from RefSeq and is a predicted model, not a curated record. The coding region runs from base 1 to 1302 and encodes 433 amino acids. Gene Ontology annotation, biological process: glycosphingolipid biosynthetic process. NCBI's taxonomy places the organism in Eukaryota, Metazoa, Arthropoda, Insecta, Lepidoptera, Pyralidae.